AAACCCAAAACAGGGCCCAUAAAUCAACGUUGGCAUCAGAUUCCCAAAUAGAGUCAAAGACCAUGACGUACGGUCCCCUUACUUCCAACCAGGAGCUAACACGUGGCACCUCAUUCCAGCUUCCCGAACUCGGAAACUCUGUCUGAACUGGAUUUGAUGAAAUCCUUUGGGGUCCGCCAUAAUUUUUCUUUUUUUUCUUUUUGCUUCACAUGAGAACAGAGAGGAUCACAUUUAAUUUAAGGGUGGAGGUACACAUUCUAGAGUGAGAGAGAGAGAGAAAGAGGAGAGAGAGAGAGAGAGUAUCCACUAGUCAAAGCUUCGUCUCCGGAAAACCAGACCGAGAGAGAGAAGCUAGAGAGAGAGAGAGUAUCCUCCAGUCAAGGCUUGUCGAAAUUUUGUGUUUCUUUUUUUGAUAGUACGAGCUGUGUUAAAAAUUGAAGCAAACGCCAAACUACGAGGUUUUGCAGAAGAUGAUUGAUCCCUAGCAGCAGGGUUUGAAAGCUGACAGAGUGUUCUAAUUUAAAGCUCAUUCCAAAGUGUUUCCAAUCUAUUUGAGUUUUCGGUUAUGGCGUCGGGUGGUGGAGCGAAUGAAGAGCCUAAAUGUGACUUGAUGCUUGUGAGCAAACUUCCGGAAGAAAUCAAUGAGAUGAAAAUCAAGGAUGAAAAAGUGGAGAAGGUUGAAAUUGAAAUGGAAGCAGCUGUAGUAGAUGGAAACGGUACCGAGACAGGGCACAUAAUUGUGACAACUAUUGGCGGUAAAAAUGGUCAGCCUAAGCAGACUAUAAGUUAUAUGGCAGAGCGCAUUGUAGGACAGGGAUCGUUCGGGAUUGUGUUUCAGGCCAAGUGUCUUGAAACGGGUGAAACGGUCGCUAUCAAAAAAGUUUUGCAGGAUAAGAGAUAUAAAAACCGUGAAUUGCAGACAAUGCGCCUCCUUGAUCACCCAAACGUCGUUUCUCUUAAGCACUGCUUCUUCUCGACCACUGACAAGGAUGAGCUGUACCUCAAUUUGGUUCUCGAAUAUGUGCCGGAGACAGUCUACCGUGUGGCCAGACACUACAGCAAAGCAAACCAGCGAAUGCCUAUGAUAUACGUCAAGCUCUACACGUAUCAGAUUUUUAGAGCUUUGGCAUAUAUUCAUGGCAUAGGAGUCUGUCACAGGGACAUCAAACCUCAAAAUCUUUUGGUCAAUCCCCAUACUCAUCAGCUAAAACUCUGUGAUUUUGGAAGUGCAAAAGUUUUGGUCAAGGGCGAGCCGAACAUAUCAUACAUCUGUUCUCGAUACUACCGUGCACCAGAACUGAUAUUUGGGGCAACCGAAUACACAAGUGCAAUCGACAUCUGGUCUGUCGGUUGCGUCCUAGCAGAGCUUCUUCUUGGACAGCCUCUCUUCCCUGGUGAGAGUGGGGUUGACCAGCUUGUGGAAAUUAUCAAGGUUCUUGGAACACCAACUCGUGAGGAAAUAAAAUGUAUGAAUCCAAACUACACAGAGUUCAAGUUCCCUCAAAUUAAGGCCCAUCCGUGGCACAAGAUUUUUCACAAACGGACCCCACCUGAAGCCGUAGAUCUUGUAUCGAGACUUCUUCAGUACUCUCCAAACUUAAGAUAUUCUGCUCUGGAAGCUUGUGUACACCCGUUUUUCGAUGAGCUCCGUGAUCCUAAUACUCGGCUUCCUAAUAGUCGGCCAUUGCCACCUCUUUUCAACUUCAAACCUCCAGAGAUAAAGGGAGCAUCUUUGGAACUACUUUCGAAACUGGUACCGGAGCAUGCUAGGAAGCAGUUUCCGUCACUUGGUUCCUAAAUUGCUGGAAUUUCUAAUUUCUGAUAUUGCACCAUUUCGGGAUUGAGAGACUUAUUUGUUUUGCUGCAUUAAUUGUUUAUGUCGACAAAAAAUAACCUGGACCAUAUUCUAUGAUGAUGACUUGUAUUAUUUGUCUAUCUAAUUGAUGAACCUUUAAUGAAUUAUCUGAAUGAUCUUGAA
Messenger RNA from Erythranthe guttata (spotted monkey flower), 1978 nucleotides. RefSeq names its product shaggy-like kinase 13 (gene SK13). NCBI's taxonomy places the organism in Eukaryota, Viridiplantae, Streptophyta, Magnoliopsida, Lamiales, Phrymaceae. Gene Ontology annotation, biological process: cell differentiation; signal transduction; peptidyl-threonine phosphorylation. The record is from RefSeq and is a predicted model, not a curated record. Gene Ontology annotation, molecular function: protein serine/threonine kinase activity; ATP binding. Gene Ontology annotation, cellular component: cytoplasm; nucleus.